UCGGACAGUUGACAGAAGCAACUGUGUACUGUUCUGCUGUUCAUUGACGACAAAAGGCAAGAGUCCUGCCUCCGUCGACACCUCCACCAAUCCCAGUGUGUGGAGCAGGCGAGCCUUCAGCAGCCUUCCCCAAAUCUACUCUUAAAGCCCACAAGACAUGAUCGUGUGACAGCAGCGUAAUAGCUAGCCUACUAUAGAGGAGAGCAUGAUCUGCCAUGAGACCCUUCAUGUCUCAAGGGCACAUUUAACGGCUAAUGAAGCAUUCUGCAGCGAAGAGAAACGGAUCGUACUAGAACUUUAAACGGCAAGGAUUAAUCCGAGUUUUUUUUUAGAGAGGUAAACAGAGAAAGACCUGCAUCAUUCAUAACAGGGAACUGUACAAGUGGCCGCCGUGCUAGGGACAGGCUGUAGCCAGGAAUGGUGGAUCACUUGCUGCUUGAUGCAGAGACUUUCUUUCCUUACACUUGUUUGCUGCCAGCCCACAACCCAUCGGAUAUGGUGACAGACGAGGGGGUGUACCAUAUGCUUCCAUCUCCAUUCUCAGAGGAUAACCUGAGUGACUCAUCUAGUCCACGUUCCUGUUCCAGCCCUGAGUCUCAGGUGUUGGGCUCUAGUUGUGGGAGUAACUCAAGUGGAGAAAGCCAAGAUGGCCUUCUUGACUUCCUUCACUCUCAGUCCCUAACUUUGAGCCAAAACUUGUCCUCUUCUACCAUUUUAUCUCCCAUGGUCCCCCCUGUCCUUCCCAUGGGUCUGGCUUGGGAGUCACGACGGGACCGCACCACCAAAGAGGAGUGCUUCGAGUUCCCUGUUUUCCCUGGAGAUUUGGAGGACCAUGCUGGGCUACUGUUUCAGCCCACUCUGGAGGAGAUCGAAGAGUUCCUAGAGGAGAACAUGGAAGUGGUGGCCUUGAAGGAGGAAGCCGGUGAGGGUCUAGUGACCUGUACAAGCAUCCAAGGAGCUAUAUCAGAACCUUGGGCCCAAAGCUUAGACCAAACAGUGCCUGUUUCAAGUGACAUAGUCAACGCCAUUUCUGACCCAAAAAGUGUGCAAUCCACAGUCGGGGCCUCCACAAAUCCUCAAAGCUCGCUGAAAAAGGAGGACUCUUCAGGGAAGGUUGUGGUGGUGGAGAAUCCUAGCAUGCCUGUGAUCCUACAGCUUCAGCCCAUUCAAGUAAAACAGGAAUUGAGCCCUAAAACAGCCCCCUCGCCACCAACACCACAACCUGCCUCGGACAUCAAAAUAACCCAGCUCCUUGUAAACAUCCAGGGUCAAACCUUCGCCCUGGUACCUCAGGUGAUCCCUCAAGCCAGCCUUAACAGCUCUUCCUCCAAGUUUGUCCGUAUUGCCCCGGUUCCCAUUGCCGCUAAGCCCUUAGGUCUCGGGGAGAACGGAACAGGUGACGGCCAGGAAGCAGGGCUUGUAGUUGGGGGUCACAAAUUCCAAAAGAGCUCAGUAGCUGAUCUUAUUAAAAUGCACAAGUGUACUUUCCCUGGCUGUGCCAAGAUGUACACCAAGAGCAGCCACCUGAAGGCCCACCUGAGGAGACACACAGGCGAGAAACCUUUUGCCUGCACUUGGCCUGGCUGUGGCUGGAGAUUCUCCCGGUCGGACGAGCUGUCACGGCAUCGUCGGUCUCACUCUGGAGUUAAGCCCUACCAGUGCCCUGUCUGCGAGAAGAAAUUUGCCCGCAGCGAUCACCUGUCCAAACAUAUCAAAGUCCAUCGCUUUCCACGAAGCAGCAGGACAGCGCGCACUGCACACUGACCCCACACAGGCCCCCUCCAUGGAGAGAGAUAGAGAUAGAAAGAACGGACGAACAAAACAAAGAGAGAGAGAAGGACAGAAUAAUUUGUGGUACUGUGAUAAUUUAUUACGUGAGGCUUGGAUGAACUGAAGAAGAGUUUGUUCUGAAACUGUUACUUGACUUGUCGGCCUCACAGAUGUUGUAAGCUUCGUAGAUUGUAUUUUUGUAGUGUUCAUGAUUGUUUUCUAUGUUCCGAGAACAAAUUUUUUUGCAACAUGUAACAUUCAAAGUAUUUUUUUGUUGUACUUUGAGGUAUGAAUUGUUGAUGCAUCUGCCAGUCAUCAACAUUCCUUGCUCAAUAUCACGAUAAAGUCGCUUCUUUUUGCCAACGUAACGCGUUUAGCUCCUCUAAACCAAAAAAAAAAAAACUCGGGUUCAUUUGAACUACUGAUCAUUGGUAGGACUGUGCCAUUAUAAGCUAUUGGCAAACAUGGAGGCUUUUCCUCUUGACUUUCAGUUGUAUGCUAGUAAACUGUGAAACGCCUCUUGGACAGACCAUGGAGCGAAUCAACGGAAGUCAAAACACGCACAUUUGUCAUAUGUGAAUUGGCCUCAUGAUCAGUAUUGAAAUUUUUCCCCUUAUGUUGUCAAUACAAAACCUUUCUUCUUUUCAUUUUUGUCAUUUUAUUGGUUGCUUUCAUCAUAAAAAAAACAACAA
Messenger RNA from Rhinichthys klamathensis goyatoka, 2462 nucleotides. It is a transcript of the gene klf15, whose product is annotated as Kruppel like factor 15. Gene Ontology annotation, biological process: regulation of transcription by RNA polymerase II. NCBI's taxonomy places the organism in Eukaryota, Metazoa, Chordata, Actinopteri, Cypriniformes, Leuciscidae. The record is from RefSeq and is a predicted model, not a curated record. Gene Ontology annotation, molecular function: DNA-binding transcription factor activity, RNA polymerase II-specific; RNA polymerase II cis-regulatory region sequence-specific DNA binding. The transcript has 3 exons. The coding region runs from base 418 to 1764 and encodes 448 amino acids.